CCUUUAUAAUGCUCAGAGUGUCAAAAGUUCGCACUAUUGUAUUCCCUCCUCUUCUUUCUCUUCUUGAAUGGUUUGUGGUUUAAUAUUUGAAUUAUUUUUUCUGCUACUUUUUAGGACCACUUCUCAAUAUAAUAUGGAUUUUUUUAUUUUUAUUUUUUUAAUUUACUAUGGAAUUUGUUCAUGAUGAUACUAAUGCUGAUUAAUGCUAAUAUUUCUCUCCAUUCCACAUAUUUGAUGGAACAUAAGUAGUUGUAGCGAGGAUUCGAACCAUCAUCGAGAUCGAAUAAUAACUUGUAGCUGAGCAGUUCAAAGAAGCCCAAAUAAAAACUCAGAAGAAAUGCAGAGAAUUUUUAUGGCACCAUACAAGCCAUUGAAUAUUCUUCGAUCCACUUAAUAUCUCUGGUCCGCCACCGACUCACAAAUAGAGCAGAGAAGCUGCGGGAAGAAAUCGAAGGAAAAAGAUAUUUCACAGGAAUUAGAAUCUUGGUUUCUCUGAUAGACAUCACGAGUGAUUCAACAGCAAUGACCAUCGAGUUCCUUCGUGCUCGAUUGUUUUCUGAGAGGACUGUUUCUAAAGCUGCAAAUGGAAGAGCUAAUCAACCGGACAAAAGGGAAUCUGAAGGCUGCAUUGAACAGGGGCAUGCGUGUCUUCCUGAUGUGAUUGCGCUUUUGGAUGAGCCAAUACAUUCUUCGUGCAGGUUCGACCUCUUAAAAGACCUUGUUUUAUUAUCUCUUUGAGAUUUGACUUCCGAUUAGUAUUCAGAAACAAUUUCGCCUCUCUUAUAAAAUAAUUCCAAUAGAAAAUAAUUUGACUAUAACACAGGGGUUAAUUAAUGUUAUUAAUAUAAUGAUAACGCACCGGCAAAUGCUGCCGUGGGCAGCUGUUGGUCCAAAGUGGCCACCCACAGUCCGGUGCAAAUUGUUUCCGGGAGAAAAAGCAUUUCCAAAGGCAGGCAAGUGCAGUGCAGGCCAGAAAAGGCCAAGUUGAGGACAUUGGCGUGAUCUCUGUUCACUGUCACAGCAAAUCAAACCACUUCUUUCCUGUUAUCUUUCUUUUCUUUUUUAAAAUAAAAUUAUUUACAUAUUCUUCAUAUAUGUACAUAUAUUAUAUAAGUUUAUUGCAGAACCUAGAAAAUUUGUAUAUAUAUAUAUCCAUCUCAUUGUUGAGUUGAACUAAAAAUAUCAUAUUACAACUUCCUUAAAGACGAAAGAAGAUUCAUUCAUCUGAACCAAAUGGGUAGAAUGUUGUAGCUUAUUAUUCUUGUUUGUUGAUAAAAAGCCAUUGUUUUCUUUUUUGUUUUAUAAAGAAAAUUAUAUACAUAUCCUUCAAAAAAAUACAAUUAAUUUUUCUUUUUAGAUUUAGGCUUUAGCAUGCAUGUAUGUACACAUAUAGAACCUAGAUUAUAUAUAUACACAUAUAUUUAUAUGCAAUUGAUUGUUGAACCAAAAAUAUUAUAUUAAUGAAUAAAAUAUUAUGACUUGUUGCUGUUAUGCUUAGUUGACAAUUUUGCUAAUGUUGAUGAUCAUAAUAAAACCUAAUUAAUUUGAGUGUUUAUGAUGGAGGAAUGGAGACAUGUAUGUUAUACUGAAAUUUAUAUUUGGGGAUUUAUGCUAUUUCCAAAUAUGCAAAGCUACCUUUCUUUAUUUUGUUUCCUUUUGCUAUAGUAUUGUGUCCCCUCUUUUGCACACCCUUCUUCCUGACGUCCAUUGAUGCCAUCAUUCCACUUCUUCGUUGUCCCCGCGCACAACGCCCCGCCCCGCCCCACCACACCACCAACCCCACCCCCCCUCCUCUCUCUCUCUCUCUCUCCUUUCUUUGCAUUUCUUCUAAAGAAGUGGAUAGAUAUUAGAACAUGACAAUAGACCAUCAAAUUUGAUUCCCCUCUGCGUAUGACGCGAUCUGAUGGCUACUACAUCCACCGAUAUCCCCGAACCCCCUUCCCACAGCAAGAGCGCCCACCGUGGCAGCUUCCGCGCCCCCGGCGUCACCGCCGAACCUUGUUUCUUGAUUCCAGAUUUGCUUUCAAACAAAGACGACUUGGUCGUCCAGGAACCCACCGGGUUCUUGGGCGCCGCCCCCCCGUCCUCCUCUGACGCGAGGGACGACCGGUUGAGCUUCGUGACCGCCAGGACCAGUGACGCCACCGCCGGGAGCGUCGGGGCCUGCUCCAAGAUCAGUGACGUCGCCGGCGACGGCAGCCGGAGGAGCCGCGGCUCGAGCAGCGACGGCAAUGCGGAUGAUGAGUGCAGCAGCAGUAGCAGCAGCAGCAAUUGUAGCGCAUGGAGCACCUCCUGGAGGAGCAGCAGCGGGUCCGGUGGCGGCCGUGGGAACAAGCCGCACCAGGCGAACGAUGGGCGGUGGGACGCUAUUCGCGCCGUCAGAGAGCGUGAUGGAUAUCUCGGAAUGAACCACUUCAGGUUCUUGGAUAGGCUCGGCAAUGGCGACGUCGGUUGCGUGUACCUCGCGAAGCUGACCGGGACGAGGUUCCUGUUCGCCAUGAAGGUGAUGGACAAGGCAGUGCUUGCGUGGCGGAAAAAGCUGAGCAGAUCGCAGACGGAGAGGGAGAUUCUGCAAUGCCUCGACCACCCGUUCUUGCCGACCCUAUACGCCCAUUUCGAGACCAAUAACUUUUCUUGCUUGGUGAUGGAAUUCUGCCCUGGCGGCGACCUCCACAGUCUCCAGCAGCGGCAGCCUGGGAAGUGCUUCACUGAGGAAGCAGCAAGGUUUUACAUGGCUGAAGUUCUCCUUGCUUUGGAGUACCUACACAUGCUUGGGAUAAUUUAUAGAGACCUGAAGCCAGAGAACGUGUUGGUAAGAGAGGAUGGUCACAUAAUGCUCUCUGAUUUCGAUCUCUCUUUAAGGUGUGCCGUCUUCCCCACUCUGGUGAAAUCGACAAAAACUGAUUUGUGUUCCUCGAAGAGUUCUGGAAAAUAUGCUCAACCCUCUUGCGUUGAGCCCACCUGCAUGCAGCACUCAUGCCUGCAGCCCACUUGCUUCUCACCACGUUUCAUAGGACUUGGGAGGCCCAAGGCAAAGAAAGCAAUUCCAAGUGAAGUCGGUGACAGCGGUUCUGUACUCCCUGAGCUCAUUGCGGAGCCAUCUAAUGCCCAUUCGAAGUCCUUUGUUGGAACUCAUGAAUAUUUGGCACCAGAGAUCAUAAAAGGUGAAGGCCACGGAAGUGCCGUGGAUUGGUGGACAUUAGGGAUAUUUUUUUAUGAGCUUUUGUUUGGGAAGACACCAUUCAAAGGGUCUGGAAACCGUGCUACCUUGUUCAAUGUGGUGGCAGAGCCCCUAAAGUUUCCCGAGUCGCCCCCAGUCAGCUUUGCAGCGAGAGACCUGAUCAAUGGCUUGCUUGUGAAAGAACCCCAGCAACGAUUUGCAUAUAGGCGUGGUGCCGCUGAGGUAAAGCAGCAUCCUUUUUUCCACAGCAUAAAUUGGGCACUUAUUAGGUGCACUAGCCCGCCUGAGGUGCCGAGGAUAAUCAAACAUGAGAACCGGACUGGUGGUGAGUUUCCGGUCAUACUCGAUGGGAAAAUGGCAGGAGUCAAUUUGAAACCAUGUGGGCAAUAUCUAGACAUGGAUUUCUUCUAACUUUGGCAGAUCUGUUCUGUCGUCAGUGCGCUUUGGCACAAUAUCAAUCUCAACUCGCUGCGUCGUUUGGUCCUAAAGAGAAGUUUUAAGUUUUACAGUGAGGAAUGCAAUACAGUUGUUGUGGUUGCUCUCUUUAGGCAGCGGAUCUCAGUAUGAUGGAAGAUAUGUAAAUCCUGGUUACUCUUUUGUUACCGAGUGCUCCUUAUAAUGACGAAGGCCGUUGUUGUGGUUGCUCUCUUUAGGCAGCGGAUCUCAGUAUGAUGGAAGAUAUGCAAAUCCUGGUUACUCUUUUGUUACCGAGUGCUCCUCCUAAUGACGAAGGCCGAGAAGGGUGAUCCAGGCUUAGUUUUGUAUGCUGAGGCAACAUAGUUGGAAAAGGAAUUGCGGCUCCUGGGAUAAUUGGAGUGGUCACAAGUUUCAACAGAAGUUUGCAGGUUUCUUUUGCUGUUUUACUGUAACUUCCUCAGUGGUUUUUAAUGCCCAUCAUGAGACUGAUGGAAUAAUAUAAGGAGGAGAGCGGCAGAUUAAAAAGAAUGUGGUCUGUCUUCUAAAUUUGGAGGCAAAAAUGGUUGGCAGCUGACAUGAUUAUUUCACUGGUAAAGAAUGCCAGGUUUCAUGGCAAAUAUGUGUGCCUUGGCACAUAAACACAAUUCCCCGUCUCAUACUACAUAGGCUAGAUUGAGAAUUUGAUGUUGUAAGCAAGGUGUUUACAGGAUUUUCUUUUCUUUUCUUUUCUUUUCUUUGUUUAAAAUGUUACUCCUAUUCAAUGAUUUUUAUAUUACAUGGGUACGACAGGACUCGCAGUUCAAAUUUGAUCUUAUCU
Musa acuminata AAA Group (dessert banana) is the source of this 4415-nucleotide messenger RNA. Its product is annotated as protein kinase PVPK-1-like. The coding region runs from base 1904 to 3592 and encodes 562 amino acids. Gene Ontology annotation, molecular function: ATP binding; protein serine/threonine kinase activity. The transcript has 4 exons. Gene Ontology annotation, biological process: protein phosphorylation. The record is from RefSeq and is a predicted model, not a curated record. NCBI's taxonomy places the organism in Eukaryota, Viridiplantae, Streptophyta, Magnoliopsida, Zingiberales, Musaceae. Gene Ontology annotation, cellular component: nucleus; cytoplasm; plasma membrane.